AUGUGCAUGUUUUGUGGUGACAUCACUGAAAGUGCUCUGCAUGUUCUUGCUAUGUGUCCUUUUGCAGUGGCUACUUGGAAUAUUUCUUUGUUGACAAGGCAUGCUCAUCAGGUACAUUGUCAUACAAUGAAGGACUGGCUGAGAGAAAUGCUGGAGGGUACAAGUAAAGCGCAACGGGAUCAUAUUAUCACUUUGUUAUGGGCUAUAUGGGGAAAUCGAAAUGCACUGUUGUGGCAGGGAGUCCAGCGAUCUCCACAUGAGGUCGUGGGUUUUGCUCAACAGUAUGUGCAUGAAUUUAUUACGGCAAAUGAUACUCCGUCCAAAGUAACUGAUCGGGUGCGGGAUCCAGUGCGUUGGGCAGCACCACCGUCAGGCCGCCUCAAAUUUAACUUUGAUGGAGCAUUUGAUCCUACUUCGGGUAGAGGGGCUGUUGGGGUUGUUGCCAGAGACGCGGAUGGAGGUUUUGUGGCGGCAGUGGCAAAAUCAGUUGGGGAAGUGCUGUCGGCUGAACAUGCAGAAAUUCUUGCAGCUCGUGAAGGGGUGGCUCUUGCUCUCUCACUUGGGACUGCAUCUCCCAUCUUCGAAGGGGACUCUGCUGUGGUGGUUUCAGCAAUAAAGCGAGCAGGACAGGAUUAUUCAAACAUUGGUACCAUUGUUGAAGAUGUAAAGCAUCUUCAGCAACAGUUUCCUAGCUCUCUUUUUCAAUUUACUCCUAGGGAAGCAAAUGGUGUUGCACACCGACUUGCUCGUUUUGGUUUGCAUAAUGUGGACAACUUUAUUUGGUUUGAGGUGCCCCCUGAUCUUAUUCAGGACGCCCUAUUGUGUGAUGUGUUAAGUCGGGGUCAGGCACAUUGUCCCCCCCGUUGUCAUUCUUCGCUUUAUCAAUAA
Molecule: messenger RNA, 888 nt
Organism: Prunus persica (peach)
Lineage: Eukaryota; Viridiplantae; Streptophyta; Magnoliopsida; Rosales; Rosaceae
Exons: 1
Coding region: 1-888 (295 amino acids)
Molecular function (GO): nucleic acid binding; RNA-DNA hybrid ribonuclease activity
Source: RefSeq, a predicted model, not a curated record